Molecule: messenger RNA, 4275 nt
Organism: Phlebotomus argentipes
Lineage: Eukaryota; Metazoa; Arthropoda; Insecta; Diptera; Psychodidae
Gene: Frl
Product: formin-like protein
Exons: 10
Coding region: 427-3630 (1067 amino acids)
Biological process (GO): regulation of cell shape; cortical actin cytoskeleton organization; cell migration
Cellular component (GO): cytosol
Molecular function (GO): actin filament binding; small GTPase binding
Source: RefSeq, a predicted model, not a curated record
AUUGCGGCAGUCAAAGCGUGAGGUUCUUGAGCGUGUGAACAAGUUUGUGCGCCUCUCCUGUCCAUGUAAGAGCCCAUAUCUCCCCCUCUUUUGGUCCAAAAGUGCCCCCGGAGGUGUCUCAGUGUACUUCCCAGUGCGCAGCGCCCGCGGCCGUUGGCAGAGUGUGCAGAAAUUCGCGCGCGCCGACCUGUUGAUACGUCUCGCCAUUGUGGGCGUCCAUUGGGCGCUUCCUGAGCGGGCCGCAGGACAAAUGGGGGCCCGAGAGUGCCCAAUUGUGAUCGGAUUAGUGCUGUGCUGUGCCGCCAAUUGACGCCCGCCGCCGCGGAACUGUGCCAGUGGCGUAGACUUGGGGCGGCUGUGAUGGAGCAGCGCGAACAAAGGCGUUCAUGAGUCAUCGCGCGACGUGAGAGUGAAUUUGGCAACGCGAUGGGCAUUUCAGCGUCCCGGACGGCCGAGCCCGAGGCCACCACCAUCCAGCGGGACGAGAUCAGCUACAUGAAGCACCACCACAACAGCCACCACAUCCGACAGCCCAGCGUCCGGCGCAGCUGCCAGCCGAUGCCGGAUCGCAACGAGCUGGAGAGGAGAUUCACCAAAGUUCUGGCAUCAAUGGAUUUACCACCGGACAAGGCGAAAUUGCUGAAGAAUUAUGACGAUGAGAAGAAAUGGGACAUAAUAUGUGAUCAGGAAAUGGUUCACGCGAAAGAUCCACCGUCGCACUAUUUGACAAAAUUGAGGACAUAUUUGGAUCCAAAGGCCUCACGGAGUCAUCGAAAGCGGAAGAUCGUGGGUGAGUCAACGUCGACGCAAGUGCUGCGGGACUUGGAGAUAUCCUUGCGGACGAAUCACAUUGAGUGGGUGAAGGAGUUUCUGGAUGAGGAGAAUCAGGGCCUGGACGCGCUGAUUGACUAUCUCAGCUUCAGGCUGUCGAUGAUGCGCCACGAGCAGAGGAUCCAAGAGGCGCGCAUUGAGAGUGAGGAGCGACUGGACGCAACGGUGAACCUCUCGUCGUCCAAUGCGACGGGGAGCAAUGAACUGUCGUCGCCCACAUGUGUGCGCCCGAAUGGCAUCAGGCCGGGCCUGGGUGAGCUGAUAGACAGUCCCAGUGUGAAGAGGCGCUCCAGGCACAUCGCGAAGCUGAACAUGGGCGCCUCGACGGACGACAUUCACGUGUGCAUCAUGUGCUUGAGGGCGAUCAUGAACAACAAGUAUGGCUUCAAUAUGGUGAUUCAGCACCGCGAGGCGAUCAACUGCAUCGCCCUGAGUCUCAUCCACAAGUCGCUGCGCACGAAGGCGCUGGUGCUGGAGCUGCUGGCGGCGAUUUGCUUAGUCAAGGGUGGUCACGAGAUUAUCUUGUCGGCUUUCAACAAUUUCAAAGAGAUCUGCCAUGAGACGAAGCGCUUCCAGACGCUGAUGGAGUACUUCAUCAACUAUGAGUUGUUCAACAUCGACUUCAUGGUUGCGUGCAUGCAAUUUGUAAAUAUUGUUGUACAUUCGGUGGAGGACAUGAACUACCGCGUGCACCUGCAGUAUGAAUUCACUGCUCUGGGCCUGGAUGGGUAUCUGGAGAAGCUGCGUCUCACGGAGUCUGAGGAGCUGCAUGUGCAGAUCUCGGCGUAUCUGGACAAUGUGUUCGACGUGGCGGCGCUGAUGGAGGACAGCGAGACGAAGACGGCGGCGCUGGAGCGCGUGCAGGAGCUGGAGGAUGAUCUGGGCAGGGCGAUGGAUCGUGUGGCGGAGACGGAGAGGGAGUUCAUGUACAAACUGGCGGAGCUGGAGUCGGAGCUGACGAGGGUGCGCAGUGAGUGCGAUGAGAUGCAGCAGAAGGCGCGCCAGACGGACGAGGAGGUGUCGACGCUGCGGAAGGUGCUGAAGCAGCGCGAGGAGGAGUCGCUGAUCAUUCAGAAGAUGGCACAGCAGACGCCACAGGAAGUCGCCCAAGCGCCGCCAAUUCCACCACCGCCGCCCAGCACUGCUCUCGCUCCGCCACCCCCGCCAAUUGCUCCGCCCUGUCCGCCACCACCGCCGAAUAGCGCUCGCAAUGUCAGCCGGGCGUCACCCUUCAUUCCCAUCCCGCCGCCGCCGAUUGCCGGUCAGAUGCAAGCGCCGGACGGCGCAAUGACCAUCAAGCGGAAGGUGCAGACGAAGUACAAGCUACCGACGCUCAAUUGGGUGGCGCUGAAACCAAAUCAGGUGAGAGGGACCAUUUUCAAUGACUUGGACGACGAGCGACUGUACAAGCAGAUCAACUUCGUGGAGUUUGAGGAGAGGUUCAAGAUUGGCCACGGCGGAGGCUUUGCCAAUGGCAAUUCUGAGCUCGAUGGCCUCACGUCGUUCCCCAGCAAGCGAUUCAAGAAGCCGGAGAAUGUGUCCGUUCUGGAGCACACGCGCCUGAGAAAUAUCGCAAUUUCACGGCGAAAGCUCGAGAUGCCCGCUGAAAUGGUGAUCCGGGCGAUAAACAAUCUGGAUCUGAAGCAACUGUCGCUGGAGAAUGUGGAGAUUCUGCAGAAGAUGGUGCCGACGGAGCAGGAGGUGAAGGCGUACAAGGAGUACAUGAGUGAGCGCAAGGAUCUGAAUUUGCUCACGGAUGAGGACAAGUUCAUGAUGCAAUUGGCCAAAGUGGAGAGAAUAUCGUCGAAAUUGUCCAUCAUGAACUACAUUGGCAACUUCUUUGACAGCAUUCACUUGAUCAGUCCGCAAAUCUAUGCGAUCAUCAAUGGUUCGAGUUCGGUGAAGAGCUCGAAGAAGCUGAAGGCGGUUCUGGAGAUCAUUCUGGCCUUUGGCAAUUACAUGAACAGCAGCAAGCGCGGUCCGGCGUACGGAUUCAAGCUGCAGAGUCUCGACACGCUGCUGGACACGAAGUCGACGGACAAGCGGACGUGUUUGCUGCACUUCAUCGUGGCCACGAUGAGACAGUCGUUUCCGGAUCUGCUGAGCUUCGACGCGGAGCUGUUCUGCAUCGACAAGGCGGCGCAGGUGUCGCUGGAGAAUGUGGUGACGGACGUGCACGAGCUGGAGAAGGGCAUGGAGGCGGUGAGGAAGGAGGCGGAGCUGCGCGGAAAGGGUCCGCACAAUCACGUGCUCAGGGACUUCCUCAACAACUCGGAGGAGAAGCUGAAGAAGAUCAAGAUCGACUCGAAGAGCGCCCAGGAGAGCUUCAAGGAGUGCGUGGAGUUCUUCGGCGAGUCAUCGCGGAGUACAGACGCCAAUACAUUCUUCUCGUUGCUCGUGCGCUUUGUCAGAGCAUUCAAGACGGCAGAUCAGGAGAACGAGCAACGCCGGCGACUGGAGCAGGCGGCCGCGCUGGCGGCCACGAAGAGGGAGAACGAGGAAGUUGUGCUGCGCAACAAGAUCAACAAUCAGAAGAAGCAACAGGUACGACCCGAAAUACGCCUUUCACUCUCUCGAACUGAACAGGAGGCGGUAAUUAAUGAGUUGAAGAGUAAGACAAAUGCCGUGCGCGAGAAGAAGCUGCUGCAGCAGGACGAGGUGUACAAUGGCGCGCUGGAGGACAUCCUGCUGGGCCUCAAGAGCGAGCCGUACCGGCGCGCGGACGCCGUGCGGCGCAGCCAGCGGCGCCGCAUCGACAGCCACCGUCUGUCGCGCACCAUGGAGGAGAUGGACCUGUGAUCCAACGAACGCGGGGCCUUUUUGGGGGGGGGGGUGACAAAAAGACAAAGUGAGAAAACCUCUUUGAUAUUUCCCUCUUGUGUGUAUUUUUUAUAUUAAACAAUCUACAUAAUAUAUUUAUUAUAUAAAUUUUUAUACGCAAUUUACAACAGAAAAGAGAGAAAGAAAGAAACGGAAUCAUGCAAAAGCGCACCUAUUGAACCAUGACAAGAAGUGUUUUUGACUUUUACACACACACACAAACACACAAUAUAUUUACUGUUUAGCGAUAAGGCAGAAAACAUGUAAUUACAUCGCUUUACGUAGGUUUUUAUUUUCUUCUUCUUCAUAGUUCAUAAGAUCUGGGCAUAGUUUUAACAUUUGGGUAUAAAAGCAGUGAGAAAGCGCGGGGAAGUUAGCGAAGAAAAAAACAAUGAUUGUGAUAAAGAUGAGCUAAAAAGAAGGACAGUAAAUAUGAAAGGGAAACUCAGCAUUCGCAUAAUUUUACACACUUUACUCGCCCUGAAUUUCUCACGAGCAGCGCAAUUUUGAUCGCAGAAGAGGAGGAGAAGAAGAAGUGGGGAAAAGAAUAGAAUAGACUGGUGCUUUAUAAGAUGACAUAUUGCAGUGAAUAAAAUAUUGCUGGAAUAUCGAUCAAAUGGCGUG